This is a messenger RNA of Cuscuta campestris, 829 nucleotides long. NCBI's taxonomy places the organism in Eukaryota, Viridiplantae, Streptophyta, Magnoliopsida, Solanales, Convolvulaceae. The record is from the annotation of a GenBank genome assembly.
CAUAUUAAAAAUUUAUUGAUCGAGUACAUAUAAUUUAUUCAUAAAAAUAAGGUUACAAAACACAUGCCAUAACUAAUUAUUUUGUGAAAUUCAUAAAGCUAUAGUUUAUUGCGAUGUCGCCCUGGUCGGUAGUCCAUGUUAUUCGGACAACGAGUUCUUGUAGGUCGACCGAUUUGUGUCCUCGCUCGUGCAGUUGUUCUCACUAUCUCGUAUCCUGGAGUAGGCCAUUCGGCCUCAUCGGGAAGCGGCAUUAUGAUGCCCGAAUAAGCAUUGAUGCCACGAUCCGGUAUCAAGACGACGGGCACCAAGGCAAGGUGCCCAUCGAUCUUUGGAGGAUUUUGAGUCGUUCCCCGAAGUGGCAACAACUCAACAAUCCUGACGGCGGAUCGUUCCGGAAAAGAUCCACCGUCGACGCCGAGGUUGAGGUCGACAAGACUAUCGGUUCAACCGAUCAAAUCCCUCCCUUCAACGUUGCGGAUUCCGAUGACGAGGACCCCAUUCCACGACCGAUCGGAAGAAAGAAGGCAAAAUCCAUUGUCUCUGGUUUGGGAGGGUCCGCCUCUGUUUCCGCUUCUUCCCGCAACGAAAUCGGCCGGGAAAUGGUUGAACAACUUCGGGUGUUCAAUCUCCGAGAACAAGAGAGGUUGAAGCUAAAUGAGAAAGAGUUGAAGCUAGCUAAAGAAGCAGGAGGCCGAGAUGAAAGUCAUGCAAACCGACCCCGGGACGUUGUCGGAGAUUGGACGAAUGAUCUACGAGCAAAGAAUAAGAGAGAUCAAGGAGAAAUAUAAUUUACCUUAGUUUUUUAUUAAUGUAUCUUUUUUUUAAUUAU